ACAUGUGCACUAAAGAUCUCAUAAUCUCACUCAUUUGGAUCCCUCCCAUAUGAUAAUUAAUUAAUUAAUUACAGAGUAUUAAUUUACUUGAUGGGAAACUUCUUGGUUCAAAGUUUCAAACGGACCGGAGCAUAAUUAAUCUCGCAGUGAUAAUGGAGGGGCGGCCGGCGGCGGCGGCGGUGCUUAUUAUAUUGUUUUUCCAGGUUUGUUCCGGCGGCAGCGUCGAGGAAUGCCCGAAAUGCCCCUCGGGCUUGAACGGGAGUUUGAAGGAGCGCAUAAUGGGCUUGGCGAAUGAAACGGGAACGGCGGAGUGGAUUACAAGGGUAAGGAGGGAAAUUCACAGGAACCCGGAGCUCGCUUUCGAGGAAUUCGCCACCAGCGCGCUCGUCCGGCGGGAGUUGGACAACUUGGGGGUGGAGUACCGGUGGCCGGUGGCGAAGACCGGCGUCGUUGCCUCAAUUGGUUCCGGUUUUCCGCCGUUUGUGGCUCUCCGGGCGGAUAUGGAUGCCUUGCCAAUACAGGAAAUGGUGGAUUGGGACCACAAGAGUGAAGUAGAUGGGAAGAUGCAUGCUUGUGGGCAUGAUGCCCACACUGCCAUGCUCCUUGGUGCUGCUAAAACUCUUCAUCAACUUAGACAAGAAUUACAGGGGACCGUUGUGCUUAUAUUUCAACCCGCGGAAGAGCGAGGGAAAGGGGCAAGAGACAUGAUUAAAGAAGGGGUUAUCGACAAUGUAGAGGCCAUAUUCGGGCUCCAUGUAAGCCAUGAUUACCCAGCCGGCGUGGUGGCUUCCCGGCUAGGGGAAUUUCUCGCCGGUUGUGGGAUCUUUCAGGCCACCAUCAAAGGGAAGGGCGGUCAUGCCGCCCUCCCACAAGAAACCAUUGAUCCAAUCUUGGCCGCAUCUGCUUCCGUUAUGAGCCUCCAAACAAUUGUUUCCCGGGAAACCGACCCCUUUGACUCCAAGGUGGUCUCAGUAAGCCAGAUUCAAGGAGGAUCUGCUUUUAAUGUUAUUCCUGACUCGGCCACGAUCACGGGAACUUAUCGAGCCUUCAACAAAGACCACUUCUACUCCUUAAGAAAGCGAAUUGAGGAGGUAAUUAUUAGCUAAAAAAAGUCACUCCACACAUAACUUGUGAAUAAUUUCAUUGGGGAACGUCCAAGUGACAUUGGACGGUAAUGUCAUGGAAUAACCCGGGGACGCUUCGGUGAUCCGUUCGUAAAAUUGACGGUUCCUACUCCCUAAUACCCCCGUAAACCCCCCACGGCUCCACCUCGCCCUAACUUGAACACCCACAUACACCCCCUCCAAUUACACCCACAAGUUGAUUUUGACUUCGGAGUCAAGUUUUGACUUCAAAAUCAAAAUCAAUUUGUGGAAUGCAAUUGAAGGAGAUGAGGAAGUGUGUUUGGGUCGGGGUCGGGUGGUGGGGGUUUACCGGGAGUAAGAACUAUCAAUUUUAUGAACGGGGCACUGGAGCACCUCGAAUCAUCUCAUGACAUUGCCAGACAAUCUCAUGAGAACCUUGCGCAUAUAAAAUGUGACUACAAUGAUAUAUGUUGAAUAACAAUCAACAAACUUGCUGCUGUAAUAGGUAAAAAUGAAACAAAUGAUAAAUGGUAACCAAGCUGAGAAGAAUGGCAGUAGCCAAAAACACUAGAGAAAGAAUGAUGGCACUGGAUCAGGUUGUAAAUGGCUCGAAAUGGAGCAGCGGAACGAACGCACUGAGUCGCCGGAAGAUGUGGCUGUCCUUAAGACGUAUUCGCCUCGUCCGGUGGUGUUUGGAACAACGUGAGGCGUAUGUCUCCCAGGAUAAAAUAGUGAUCGUGUUUAGAUACUAACACCGUGUAUAUAAACACCGGCGAACAUGAACGAAAAAGGAGAGAAUUUUAUCUGAUCACUCUGUGAAUUUUGUGUGCUCUGAAGUGGAAGAGCCGCGUUGAAGCACUGCUACU
Molecule: messenger RNA, 1951 nt
Organism: Cuscuta campestris
Lineage: Eukaryota; Viridiplantae; Streptophyta; Magnoliopsida; Solanales; Convolvulaceae
Source: the annotation of a GenBank genome assembly